CAUUGAAUGAGUAGGUCGGUAAUCUGGGUUAACGUGUAAAAUUCAAUCAAUAGUGAGUUCAUGAAGUGAAUCUAAUCAAAUACCAAAAGUAAAUAAACUAUUUGACUUAGACACGUAAGCUCGUACCUACUGCCGCACUCAAAGAAAAGGCAAUUAUUAGCAACCGYGCCUGCAAAUUACGGAGAUAAGAACGAGCUAUUACUAACUAUUGGAUUACUCAAUUACUAAUUCGCAAUAGCAUUCGUUUUCCAUUAUUUCUGUUUGUGCGAAAAUGCAUUUUGGAGGCUAACUUACUGCUACUUCAAGUUGUGCCAAAAGAGGAAUCUUUCAACACUAGUAGGUGUGUUUUUGUGGAGCUGUUCAACGAUAGCCUUUAUCGCUCAAAAAUACUUCGAUAGUUCGUAGAUUACUAAGUAUUCGCCGCCAGUUUCCGAAAAACUGGCAUGAGCCCUUAACUGCUAUUAAAGCAUUAUCUCCAAUUUAUUACAAAUAAAUUCACUUUAACAGGUACAAAGUACAAACAUACAUGUAUUCUAUGCGGGAUACUAUGCACUGUGAGCUGUGUUCUUGAUAAGUUAACAAAAUAUUUUUUUGGGUCUAGACCACAGUUGGCGUUCAGUGCUCAAAUUGUGCGGUUGUCAUUAAACGUUAAUUGCUGUGCGAGCAUAGAAAGUUCAACAUGGUGUCAAAUACUAAUAACAAUCCCAGUGAGGUCGAGUCGGAGCAGUUGCAAUCGGAAAACAUAUAUGAGGACAAGAUCAUCUUCCCGGAUUUCAAAACUGGACCAUUGACAAAAUAUCGGCAACUCUCAACAUUUUGCUACAAACGCAUGAACGUCCUUCUGGAGGGUGAGGAGCACAUACGACUAAAGCAUCGCAUAUGGAAUUUUAUGGAAAAACAUMCCGACUUUCAACAUGACUUGGAAUCACCCACAAUGGAUCGUCAACGCCAACUGGCCAAUAAACGCGGGCAUUUAAUCUAUGAUAAGCAAUUCUAUGGAUUAGGCGAAUACGUCACUGCGCCUCAGCUCUCACUGGCCUUUGCACAGGCCAUGUUCUCGUAUGAGGUCAGCUUUGCUGUCAAGUAUUCGCUCUCAAAUGGCAUGUUCCCCAGCACAAUUCUCUCUCUGGGCACUGAGCGUUUGGCCAAAUAUGCCGCAAAAAUUGCAAAUAAUGAAAUUAUAGGCGCUUUUGCGCUUACGGAAAUCUCGCACGGCACCAAUGCACGUGGGAUGCGCACACGCGCCACCUAUGAUCCAAAGACGCGUGAGUUCAUUAUACAUACACCCGACUUUGAGGCUGCCAAGUGUUGGGUCGGCAAUUUGGGCAAGACGUGUACGCACGCCAUCUUAUAUGCACAGUUAUAUGUGCCCGACGACACAUAUCAGGGGYUGAAUGCCUUCUUAGUGCCUAUACGUAACGAACGUACGCUGCUGCCGUUCCCUGGUGUGACCGUUGGAGAUUUGGGUGAGAAGGUCGGCUUGAAUGGCUUAGAUAAUGGCUUUGUGAUGUUCAACGAAUAYCGCAUACCCGGCGAGAAYUUGCUCUCGAAGACCGGUGAUAUCGAUGAGCAAGGCAAUUAUGUGAGCAAAAUCAAGGACAGUCGCAAACGUUUGGGCGCCUCGUUGGGKGCACUCUCGGCUGGACGCGCGAACAUAUGCUCGUUAGCUUAUGUCGCGCUCAGCAAAGCUAUAACAAUCGCCACACGCUACUCCGCAUGUCGCAAGCAAUUCGGCCCUGAAGAAAGCAACGAAGAGUGGCCUGUAAUCGAAUAUCAGUCACAACAAUAUCGUCUAAUACCACACUUGGCCACCACCUAUGCGCUACGUAUAUUCUCCAUGUGGAUCGGCACAGAAAAUGUAGAUUUGACCUUUCGCACCGUUUUGGGCGAAGAUACCAGCAACAAAGGCAUGGAAGUACAUGCYGUGUCCUCGGCCGCCAAACCGGUGUGCACUUGGGCAGCGCGCGAUGGCAUACAAGAAUGCCGCGAAGCAUGCGGUGGWCAUGGCUACUUGAAGCUGGCCGGCUUGGGUGAGCUGCGCAACGACAACGACGCCAAUUGUACGUACGAAGGCGAGAAUAACACGCUUAUACAGCAGGCCUCCAAUUGGCUGAUAAGUCUGCGACGUAGUAAUGCCAAUUUCGCGGAGAUUUCACCAUUGGGUUCUGUGGUGUUCUUGAAGGAUAUGGACGCGAUAUUGCGCACAACGGCAACCGAACGYUGCGCGCAGGAGGCGCUGCAUCCAGAUAAUCUCUUAAAGGCUUUGGAUUGGCUGCUUGCCUUCCAGUUGGAUAGAACAGUGCAACGCUACGAAAGCUUACGCAAGCAGGGUAAAGAUGCCUUUGAAACACGCAACAACAUACAAGUCUUCAACGCACAGCAACUCUCCCUUAUUUACGCACAGCGCACAAUCUACUAUGUGUUCCAUCGCUUCGUCAACAACUUACCGCCGUCGAAUGAGAAAAAUGUGCUUGCUCAACUGUUGUCGUUCUACGGCGCCGAUUUGGUCACGAAGUACAYCGGYAUCUAUUAUCAAGGCGGCUACUUCCAGGAUAGGGCACAUGCUGACCUCUACCRYGAAGGCAUUUUGACGCUGCUGCCAUUGCUGAAGGACGAAGCCAUAUCGCUGAUCGAUGCAAUUGCGCCAACGGAYUUCAUACUCAACUCGCCGCUCGGCAUGAGCGAUGGCAAUAUUUAUCAACAUUUGCAGCGUGCCAUCGUGCAGGCGCCCGAGGUGUUCGAACGGCCGAGCUGGUGGCGCGAAGUCACCUACAAGGACUACCUGCAGAAGUCGAAAUUGUAGAGUCUAGCAUUUGCAUAAGUUUAGCGCGSAUAGUUGUGAAUUUUGAUACAAACAUUUUUAUUCCAUUGCAAUAAUUUUAUUCUUUGUCGUCGCACAAUAUACGAGUAUAGAAAAUAUCAAUAGAAUAUAAGUAACCAAUA
Molecule: messenger RNA, 2943 nt
Organism: Bactrocera latifrons
Lineage: Eukaryota; Metazoa; Arthropoda; Insecta; Diptera; Tephritidae
Gene: Acox3
Product: peroxisomal acyl-coenzyme A oxidase 3
Exons: 8
Coding region: 680-2803 (707 amino acids)
Biological process (GO): lipid homeostasis; fatty acid beta-oxidation using acyl-CoA oxidase
Cellular component (GO): peroxisome
Molecular function (GO): FAD binding; fatty acid binding; pristanoyl-CoA oxidase activity
Source: RefSeq, a predicted model, not a curated record